AUGUAUCGAAACUCAAAAUUGGGGGUGGUAGAAUCUGUUCGUGCUGAAAUCGGAAUGUGGGAUUGCGGUGAGAUGAAUCUCAUAUUGCUGUCUGCUAUUUUCGUUAUCUGUAAAGAAUCUAUUUAUCUUGAACUGUUUCCAGAUAAAUCAUCAAUAGCUUUCAAAACCAAAGUAUCGCAGGAAAUACACCUUGGAUAUGCUUCCGCUUCUUUUUUCACUUUAGAAGUAUGA
Sclerotinia sclerotiorum 1980 UF-70 is the source of this 231-nucleotide messenger RNA. RefSeq lists its product with no specific name. The transcript is spliced from 3 exons. The coding region runs from base 1 to 231 and encodes 76 amino acids. Lineage: Eukaryota; Fungi; Ascomycota; Leotiomycetes; Helotiales; Sclerotiniaceae. The record is from RefSeq and is a predicted model, not a curated record.